AUGACGGCUACCACGAACGGUAACGCGAGCCUCAAUGGCGACGGCCCCUCCCUAUCGCAUCGCAUCAAGAUGGAGCGCAAGCAGUCCAGUCCAAUGGCACCAGCCUUCAUGGUCUCCGCACCCGGCAAGGUCAUAGUCUGGGGAGAGCACUCCGUGGCUGCGAUUGCUGCAGCGAUCUCCCUACGCUCCUAUCUCCACGUUACGACCCUCUCAAAGUCCAAGCGAACAAUCUCUCUGCGAUUCCCCGAUAUCGACCUUGUACACACCUGGAGCAUCGACGAGUUGCCGUGGGAUGCUUUCCACCACCCCGACAAGAAACAGGCGUACUACUCGCUGGUGACGGAAUUAGACCCCGACCUCGUGGAUGCGCUUCAACCACACAUAGAUGUUGUCUCGCCGGACCGAUCAGAAGAAAUCCGCAAAAUCCACCGUAGCUCCGCGUCCGCAUUCUUAUACCUCUUCUUAUCGCUCGGUUCGCGAUCGUUCCCGGGAUGCCUGUACACCUUGCGCUCGACAAUCCCCAUCGGCGCGGGUCUGGGGAGCAGUGCUUCGAUAUCAGUCUGCAUUUCUGCGGCCCUCCUACUCCAGCUGCGAACCCUCGCCGGUCCCCAUCCAGAACAGCCUCAUGACGAGGCCAGGUUACAGGUCGAGCGCAUCAAUAGGUGGGCAUUUGUGUCCGAAAUGUGCAUCCACGGCAACCCCUCCGGCCUCGACAACACGGUCUCGACACAGGGCAAGGCGGUCCUCUUCCAGCGCACGCUGGCGGCUGCCCCCGCCGUUCAGCCCCUGUGGGACUUUCCAGAACUGCCUCUCCUGCUGGUGGACACGAAGCAGGCAAAGUCGACAAACCACGAGGUCCAGAAGGUCGCCAGCCUCAAGGCGCGCCACCCCAAGCUUGUGGGUAGCAUCUUUGACGCCAUGGACCGCAUUACACGCGAAGCUGCCGAGCUUUUGGAGGAUGACGAGUUUGACGAGGAGGACGACACCUGCUUGCAAAAGGUGGGCGAGCUGUUCUCGAUCAACCACGGCCUGCUGAGCGCUCUUGGCGUGUCGCAUCCACGGCUGGAGCGCAUCAGAGAAUUGGUCGACCAUGAGGGCAUCGGGUGGACGAAACUCACGGGCGCGGGUGGCGGCGGCUGCUCCAUCACUCUGCUCAAACCAGACAUCGCCCCCGAGAAGAUGGCAAAGCUCGAGGCGCAGCUAGACGAAGAGGGCUACGAACAAUUUGAGACGACGCUGGGUGGCGACGGUGUAGGUGUCCUGUGGCCUGCUGUCCUGAAAAACGGCAUGGACGAGGAUGACGAGGGCGGCAUGGAGAUUGAUCUGGACAAGUUCCUCAAUGCUGAGGGAACGGAGGGCGUUGAGCGUUUGGUGGGCGUCCAUGGCUCGAGUGGUGAGCGGGAAGGUUGGAAGUUCUGGAGAGUCGAGAGUCGAUGA
Molecule: messenger RNA, 1437 nt
Organism: Emericellopsis cladophorae
Lineage: Eukaryota; Fungi; Ascomycota; Sordariomycetes; Hypocreales; Bionectriaceae
Exons: 2
Coding region: 1-1437 (478 amino acids)
Biological process (GO): isoprenoid biosynthetic process; ergosterol biosynthetic process
Cellular component (GO): cytoplasm
Molecular function (GO): mevalonate kinase activity; ATP binding
Source: RefSeq, a predicted model, not a curated record